AUUCCCAGAAUCCAUUAGAAAAUUGGAGAGCAAAGUACGAUUCAGAUUGCCUGACUCAACUAGAUUUUUUCGACUUUCUGCGGAGUACUGCGACGCAAUUUAUCAAUGUAGAGCAGAAGUCGAGCUCGGAACUAGUUUUUUUUCUUUGGAGAAGCGGACAAGUAAUCGGAUAAGGAUUUAUUAAGGCUUAAUGAAGGUUUAAAGAUGUUCAAAAACUCAUGCAUGGGAUUAUUUAGAGUGAACAAAAAGAUGAUGGUACUCAGUAUAUAUCGCUGAUCGAAGACCCGCAACCAUAUGCACACAUAGUGUUGACACCUCAAGCAAUAUACGAUCCCACAAAGCUGAGAAAUAAAAUAUGUACUGCUAGUGUCGCACAAUUCAGCGCCCCCACCGGAAGGCUAAAAGAAUCCACAUUAACAUUCCCAUAAAUAAGAUCGCCAUUGAAGAUAUCUUCGUCUAAUCUAUCGUUCAUGUACGAGCGGAAUAACCCAUGAAAUCGUGGACACAUAAGAAACUCACUAACAGAACGGAAAAAUAGGCGGUAAAUACUAGCGUCAAGGUAAAUUAUGAAAACGGAAAGGUAGCUACAACUUAGACGAGCAGAAUAUUAAGCAUAAUACCAUUGAAUUGUUCGAAAAGUUUAUAUGCGGGGAUAAUUCACAGUUGUUUUUGGAAAGAUUAAAAUUGGAAGAUAAUGUCGCUUCUAUUUGUGGUCGGGUGUUCAAAAUCGGCGAGCCGACAUAUAGUUGCCGUGAAUGUAGUAUGGACCCAACAUGCGUUUUAUGCUCAACAUGUUUCAAAAAAUCCUCACAUCGACUUCAUAAGUACAAAAUGUGUACAUCAGGAGGAGGAGGAUGUUGUGAUUGUGGUGAUAAUGAAGCUUGGAAACGAGAUCCAUUUUGCGAAGAACAUAAAGCUACUGUAACCAAUGUAUCGGAUCUUUCCAUUAUCACAGACAAAGUGAAACGAUGCAGUGAAAUAGUAUUUAAAGGUAUUUUACAAUACUGCACUAAAACGUUGCAGAUACAAUCUGACAGUAGUUUGGCUAAUUUCGGUGGUAUUGAUGAAGAAGAUGUUUAUUGUACGAUUUUAUACAACGACGAAACACAUACUUUUGAUCAGGUUAUUCAAACACUAACAUCUAUUGUUAAAUGUACCCAAAAAGAAGCUAUUGAGUAUGUGACAAGCAUCGAUCGCGAAGGUAGAGCAAUAGUGAAGUGUGCUCCAUUUGAAACAUGCAAAAAGCUAAAAGAAGACAUCGAGAAUAAGGUUAUACGAUCAACAAUGACAACCAAAUCUUCGCCUUUAAAGGUUACUGUGCUUCAUAAAAAAGAAGUGGCCUACCAAUAUAUGGCAAUGCAGAUACUGGGUUGGUUUCAAGAUUUCUUGAUCAAACACUCGACAUUUCGAUCAAUAUUUUGCAGCAUAGUAGGCGAAAUGGGUAUGCCGUAUAACCUGAAACAAAUUAUAAGCAACGAUCACAAACUCUGGAAAUCCGCACGAACUUGUUGGCAUCGACUUUUAAUUUCAGGCAUGCUGAUGGAGUACAAUCAUAAAAAAGAGCUGGCUGUAAUGUUCACUAAACUGUAUGCAAAUCUGAUGCAGGAUUUCAUAAGAGAUGACCAUUAUCAUUCGUUUUCUAUUGCUUCGCUUAGUGUGCAACUUUUUACUGUGCCAACUAUCGCACAUCAUCUCAUUGCGCAUGAAUUGGCCUUUUUUAAACUAAUGCAUACAUUUUACUCCGAGUCUAUUGAAAAGUACGUCAAAAACAAACACCUACAAUUUGCAAAGAAUACCUCGACCAUGAAUGUAUUCAAGCGAGCAUCUUAUAUUCUAAUUGAUUUAAAAUACUUGCUCAGCUUCAAACCAGAUGUGUGGACACAGGAACUGCGAACUGGGUUUCUCCACGGUGUCCAAAUUUUGAUACGUUUGCUAAAAUGUAUGCAAGGGAUGGAUGCGGUUACACGACAGGUGGGUCAGCACAUGGAGUACGAACCUGAAUGGGAAACUGCUUUCACCCUGCAUUUGAAACUAUCUCAUUUAAUCACGCUUGUCUUGGAAUGGUGUAGCACAGAUAAAGUAGUUCUUGUGAAAGUAUAUCGUAUGUUAUUGUCUGCGUUAGCUGAAGUCAAAUUUAUAGUAUCAGAAACUACCGUCGAAGUGAAAGAGCUUGCAGAUCAUAGUGCUUCAUGUCUGAUUUACGAUGUAGCAUCUAAACCGGUUUCAAUACAUUUACCACUAACACGUUUCCUAGCUGGUCUUUAUGUUCAUUUUGAAAAAUUCGACUUAACAUACGAUACGGUGGCACCAUCUUCAGCCGAUAAACCCACCCCAGAACAAAUUAUUGAGCCUGUAUUGUGUACCAGAACAAUGAUAUCACAGGUCUAUGCAGGAAUGUGGCGUCGAAAUGGAUACUCAUUAUUGAAUCAGCUUUACUUCUACCGUAAUGUGAAGUGUCGCUAUGAAAUGCUCGAUCGUGAUAUCGCUAUUCUACAAAUUGGUGCUUCGUUGAUUGAAAGUAAUGAAUAUUUGAUUCAUAUUAUGAACAAGUUCAAUCUCAUUGCAUGGACAAACGAUGAUUUUGAACCAACGAAUGCAGCCAAUCCAGAAGAGGAUGGAAUUAGGCAAAUUAUUAAUAUGGUAGAUGAAUUACUUGAGCUUCUUAUCAUAAUUAUUAGUGAGCGUUUUGUUCCCGGCAUAGGCAUGAUACCAGAAGAAAACCGAAUAAAGAAAGAAAUCGUGCAGCAAUUGUGUAUUAAACCUUACUCCCAUUCAGAGUUAAAUCGUUCACUAAAUGAAGAUUCUAGUAGCGAAACCGGAAUGGAAAGUGUAAUUGAUGAGAUUGCAACAUUCGUAAAGCCAAGUAAAUCUGAUAAAAAGGGGGUUUAUGAAUUGAAACCUCAGUAUUUCGAUUGGUAUAAUAUGUACUUUUAUCACUAUAGCAAGGAGGACAAAUCUAAAUCUGAAGAAGCGCAAAGAAAGCGUUGUAAAGAGAGAGGUGAUUUAGUUUGUUGUCCACCUCCAAAGCUUCCACAGCUGACACAAUCAUUCAGUAUGAUUGCCAAUCUUCUACAAUGUGAUGUCAUGCUACUUAUUAUGAACACUGUGUUAAAACGAACGUUAGACCUUAAAGCAAUCACGUUUUCGGAAAGCCAUCUGCAAAAGGUACUUCAUUUGAUUGGAUAUGCAGUCCAAGAAGAAGACUCAGGUAAUUAUCCUUUCCUGAACUUCAUUAAGCGCUCUAGCAGGACAAAUCUGUUGCAGAUGAUGGAAGAAUUGGUGAAUAAUGCGAGGGUUGAGUCUCAAAGAGAUCUUUUGUUAUGGGUCAUACAAAAGUAUAAGGAUGUAAUAAUCAAGUCGCAGGACAAAACUAUGGAAGAAGAUAUUUCAUCAAUCGAACAACAGGGAGUGUCUUCUGUAGACCAUGCCGAAACAGAGCGAUUUGAAAAGGAAGAACGAGCUAAAAUGGCUGCUCGACGUCGUGCACAAAUUCUUAUACAAAUGCAGAACGCCCAGAAAAAAUUCAUGACUUCUAAUGCGGAGCAUUUUGAAAAUAAUAACGACGAUGAAAAAACAACUGCCUCUACUAUGGAUUGGCUGUCAAUUGCCGAAGAAACUGAUCAACAACCGUGUAUUGGUUUGAAACGAAAAGUUCAACGUACUGAGGAAGCACGAUAUAGAUGCAUUCUUUGUUCUGAGGAAUCACCAGUGACGAAAACUGACGAGUGCAUGGUGUUUGCUGCUUUUGUACAAAAAUCUAGUGUACUUUCUCGAUAUCAACAAACGGACGAUCAUGGCCAACUGAAAUAUUUGGAAACAAGUACACAUCCUUCUCCGCAUGUAAGCACAUGUGGGCAUGUCAUGCAUGCGUCUUGUUUCGAAAAAUACUUUAGUAAUGAAAUGAUAAAGGAAAAUCGUAGGCCAUACAGAAAUCGAACGCCAGUGCUUUUCGAUAUUGAGAAACGCGAGUUUUUAUGCCCUCUUUGUCGAUGUUUAAGUAAUGCCUUGUUACCACUUCUUCCCUCACUCAACUGUUUCAACGAAAAUGAUUGUUUUCUGAAAAUCAUACCUGAUGCAAUUGAUUUUAAAAACUGGUAUCAAAUGAUGGACGAAUUCGUCAGGGCCUUCAGAUGUUCAAGCAAACAAGAUCAAUCCGAUGGAGAUGACUCAAAGGAGUCAGCAAAGCAAGUUCGACAGGUUUACACAGAAACAGUAUUGAGUAGGUUUGCAUUUGCUUACGGCGUAACCUCGGAAACAAAGAAAGAAUAUACGAAGUCACUCGUGAGUGAAUCUAUCGAGGAAUAUAUUGAUAAAUUCUGCCUUGCUGUGCACGCCGUCGCACCAUUCUCGACAACAACCAAACAUUUUGAGGAAUAUCUGGUAACCUGGAUGUCUUGCGCAUACACUAUAGAAUCAUUAGAGAUGCUACUACGUGCCACUAACAAACCACUGUCCGGAGAGCUGUCAAUUAGGUGCACUACAUGCCUGUCUGGCUUUGUACGGAUCUCUGCAGUUUUAGGAAACAACAUCAAAACGUUCAAUUCUAACUUUGUGGACUACAUGUGUGAUUUGCAUGAUACGUUGCUGGGCAAAAAAAAGUCUCAAUUUCUUGAAUGGGAUAUUUUCGGUAUGAUGACUUCUUUGUUACUCACCACUCGGUGUGUACUGUUUGGUAUAAGCAAAGAAGAUACAAUACCAAAAGGCAAUAGUUUCGAUCAUAACAUUCUAAUUGCUAUGUUUCUCGUAAACGCAGUGCGAGUUAUUGUAACACAUGAAAUAAAGUUCCCACAUGAAGAUAUUGACGAUAUAGUGCUUGAAGAUCGCAUUGAGCGUUCUGAACAUCUCACCGAUAUUUUUAUAAAUUACAAUAUUUAUUAUGAUAAUGAACGCCCUCUCCCAAAAAUGAUGAAAUCGCACCUGCAAUUAACAGUUAGGGAACAAAGCCAAACAUUUUUGAGAUGUGCCUGUUUAUUUUUCCAUGCGAUAACGGAUGUAGAUCUUCCUAGGGACGAUGGAUUCGACGCGCUGACUUUAUAUUUAGGACUGGAUUCGGAUAUAUGUUCUUAUUUCAAUAAUGAUACCUAUUACCAAUUCAUAUUAUCCCUCGUUAAUGCCAACCAUCAAGAAUUACAAGCGGUGAAACAAAACAUUAGGAUAAAACAAUCAGGGGAUAUCGUUCCAAUCAUACAGGCAAUACCACCUGUUAGACAACUGAUAGACUUGCCAGAAGAUUACAGCGAUUUAAUCAACAGUGUAUCAUUUUUUUCCUGUCCAAAUAAUGUGAGAGAUGAGUCGCGAAACCCCACAAUGUGUUUGGUAUGUGGCGAAAUAUUGUGCUCUCAAUCAUUUUGCUGCCAAAAGGAGUUGGAUAAAAGUUCGGUUGGCUCAUGCACAUAUCACGUGCAUACGUGUGGUGCAGGAAUUGGAAUAUUUUUAAGAAUACGGGAUGCAGAAAUUUUACUGCUUGGUAUAAAUAAAGGUUGUUUUAUUCCUGCGCCUUAUUUGGACGAAUAUGGCGAAACGGACCAAGGUCUACGAAGAGGCAAUCCGCUGAGGUUGUGUAAGGAACGUUACAAGAAACUACACAUUAUCUGGCUUAGUCAUGGGAUACAUGAAGAAAUUACUCGUCGAACUGAAACCCAGCAAACACUGUUCGCGACACAGUGGCUAAAUCUAUGAAAAUCUAUCGUUGCAAUUAAAAUACUGCACAAAGAUGUAAAGAACCAAACACGCCAGGGGUUUUCAUUAUGUUUACUGAUUUUUGAAACUAGAAAUUCGAAACUUUUUAUGUAAAUUUGUUUGCUAUAUUUAACAAUUGUUGAUAGAAAAAUUAUUGGAACUUAAUUCGACGAUAAUAAUGAGUACUAAUAAUAAUAAUAAUAAUAAUAAUAAUAAUAA
Topomyia yanbarensis is the source of this 5898-nucleotide messenger RNA. RefSeq names its product E3 ubiquitin-protein ligase UBR1 (gene Ubr1). The transcript has 11 exons. NCBI's taxonomy places the organism in Eukaryota, Metazoa, Arthropoda, Insecta, Diptera, Culicidae. Gene Ontology annotation, cellular component: cytoplasm; ubiquitin ligase complex. Gene Ontology annotation, molecular function: zinc ion binding; ubiquitin protein ligase activity. The coding region runs from base 763 to 5679 and encodes 1638 amino acids. Gene Ontology annotation, biological process: protein ubiquitination; ubiquitin-dependent protein catabolic process via the N-end rule pathway. The record is from RefSeq and is a predicted model, not a curated record.